Juglans microcarpa x Juglans regia is the source of this 1146-nucleotide messenger RNA. Its product is annotated as transcription factor bHLH146. The transcript has a single exon. The record is from RefSeq and is a predicted model, not a curated record. Lineage: Eukaryota; Viridiplantae; Streptophyta; Magnoliopsida; Fagales; Juglandaceae. The coding region runs from base 384 to 1055 and encodes 223 amino acids. Gene Ontology annotation, biological process: regulation of DNA-templated transcription.
UAAAAACCCCUGCAGGUGAUUCAACCAGCACUGCAAACUUCUUUUGCCUCCAUCUUGCGCGGUGGAGAAUAAUCCAAACCAAAAAAAAAAAAAAAAAAAGAGCAUUACACAGAUCUCUCUCGUAUUAUUCUCUUUCAAUUAAUUCGUUUUCUAGUUUCGUUUCUUCGUAUCUCCUCCUAAAUUUGACUCGAGCCCCUUUGAUUUAGCAAUUCUCCCUAAUACAUAUAUAGCCCUUAUAAUCACCACAGGCCCGUGAUCUUGGUACUUGUCUUAUUUAUUUAUCACCUUCUUCUUCUUCUUCUUCUUCUUCUUCUUCUUUCAUUGUUAUAUCCUCUUCAUCUGUUUUUUUGCUGUGGUACGUGGCAGCAUUGUUCAUUUCUUGGAUGGAGAGGCAAAUGCUAACAAAGAGACGCAUUUAUUCCCUUGAACCAAACGAAAAAGUACGAGCCGUGUUUGCAAGAAGAUAUGUGGAUCACUUAGUGCCAGCUUUAUUGAAGAUCAACCAAAAGAUUCUAUCAGAUGAAAAUGAUAAUCAACCGAAGGAUCGGUUGGAGAAGCUUGUUCGACAUGAAGUGGACAUGGCAAUGGUACUGUCUGCUGACGAGUUUGCAUGGAGUCGUGCCUUGAAACUAAAGCUUCAAACAAAUGAUGAUCAUCACAAUGCAGGUGGAUUCACGAACUCUUCCAGCCUUCAUCAUCUUACAUCUUCCCACAGUCAUUACACUCGUAGGCAAAAUAAUGGUAAGAUUUCACCACUGCCCCAUGUUUCUAAUGCGUUGAUCCCAAUGAAAUUUUCUCAAAACCCUAAUUAUAGUAAGCCAGAACUUAAGAAGCUGAUCACUAGGAGUACUAGGAGAUCAGUAAUACUGAGAAAAAAAGAUGGAAGUGAAGAGCAGAAGAUCAGUAGCAGCCAGUUGAAGAAUCUCAGAUAUCUUUUACCAGGGGGAAAUGAGAUGGAUGCUGAUGAUGAGUUGCUCAAAGAAGUGGGAAGUUAUAUAACCUGUCUUGAGUUGCAGGUGAAUGCUCUUCGGUUUCUAGUGGAAAAUACAAGCUAAUUUUGUUUCUUUUGCAAGCCAGUUUAUUCUCUGCACUUGGUUCUAUGUAAUCCGCGUGGAAAGGUUUAUGGCACUCAUGGAUAUCAUUUUA